GCUGAACAUACAGUCCAGCCACAAAAAAUGACCACACAGAUUGAAGUGGAAAAGAAGAGAGAGGAGACAAACAGGCAACUCAAGCAACACCUUCAGUCCAUCUUAAAGAAGAGAUGUUUCCUUGUACGUCAAGAGCUAGGAGAUGAAAAACUAACUGACAUCUACACUGAUCUUUGCGUUGUAGAAGGACACUCUGGAGAGGUCAACAGUGCACAUGAAGUGUCAACAAUUCACUUGAAACAAAUUGAGACAAGGACAUUCCCUGGGACCAAGAACACAGUCAAGUUGUCAAACAUAUUCUCUGACCAUUUCUAUGCAGAUGAACCUGUCACAAAGGUCUUGACUUUGGGAAUAGCCGGAGUGGGGAAAAGUGUUGCUGUGCAAAAGUUUGUUUUGGACUGGGCAGAAGACAUAGAGAAUAAAAAAAUAGAGUUGACUUUUGUUCUUCCAUUUCGAGAGCUGAACUUGCACAAAGACGAGGUCCAUAGCCUCUCUGACCUUCUCGUUAAAUUUUACCCAGACCUUGACGAUUUGAAAGAAUCCACUGACUUAAAAGGGGCUACAGUUCUUUUUGUAUUUGAUGGUUUAGAUGAAAGCAGACUUGAGCUAAACUUCAGCAAGCACAUCUGUGACCCAAAAGAAAAAGCAUCUGUUGCCGUGUUAACAACAAGUCUAAUAACCGGUAAACUGGUGCCUUCUGCACUCAUCUGGGUAACAACGAGACCAGCUGCAGCCAACAAGGACCUAUGUGACCUUUUCGACUUGGUUACAGAGAUCCAAGGUUUCAGUGAAGGCAAUAGAGAGGAGUAUUUUAAGAAGGUCAUCCCAGAGAAAGCUGAACAAAUUAUAGCACACAUAAAAUCGAAGAGAAGCCUCUACAUAAUGUGUCACAUCCCAGUGUUCUGUCGGAUCACAGCAGUGGUGCUUGGAGGAAAGGGAAAAGAGAAAAGAGUCUCUGACCAGGAAAUGCCCAAAACGUUGACUGAAAUGUACGCACAAUUCAGUGUCUUUCAGAUCACCAGAAUGAAGAAAUACCAAGAGGAGGAGAUGAGCCCAGAGGAAAAAGGGCAGCUUCUUGUUAAACUUGGGAAACUAGCAUUCAAAUAUCUGGAGGAGGGCACCCUGAUAUUCUAUGAGAGGGAUCUGAAGGAAUGUGACAUUGAUUUAAAUACAGGAGCAUUGCAGGCUGGACUUUGUACACAGAUCUUCAAAAAAGAAAGUGCUGUAAGUGGAAAGAGCAUAUUCAGCUUUGUGCACCUGAGUGUACAGGAAUUUCUGGCAGCUCUUUACUUGCUCCAUACACAUGCAAUUGACAAAGCAAAUCUCUUUAUCAAGACCACUUGGGAGAAGACUAGAUGGAUGGUCAAGAACACAAGGUUCGACCUCUAUAAGAUGUCUUUGGAGAGGGCCUUACUAAGUAAAAAUGGACGAUUGGAUCUUUGUGUGCGCUUCCUUCUUGGACUGGCUCCAAUGUUGGAGCCUGAUGUCUGGUUCCCCCUGAAUGAUGUCCUGCCACAUUUGGGUGUCAGACAACUGAGCAUCAAGAAGACAGUUGAAUACAUUAAGAAAAAGAUCAGCAAAAACAUCCCACCAGAACGGAUGAUCAACCUUUUCCACUGUCUGAAUGAACUUGGAGAUGAUUCACUGGUUGAGGAAAUCAACAGAUACAUGAGCUCAGCAGACGAGGAGAAGAAACUGACUCCAACCCAGUGUUCAGCUCUGGCGUACCUGCUGCUGAUGUCAGCUGAAGAGCUGGAGGAGUUUGAUCUGAAGAAAUACCUGAGAUCAGAGGAAGGGCUCCACAGAAUGCUCCCUGUAGUCAGUGUCUCUAGGAGGGUCUGGCUAAAUCAAUGUCGCCUCUCUAAAGCAAGCUGUAAAAUGACGGCAUCAGUGCUGCAGAGGACACCUUCCCAUCUGAGAGAACUGGACAUGAGUGACAAUGACCUGCAGGAUGAAGGAGUGGAGCUGCUCUGUGUAGGACUAAGAGAUCCACAGUGCAAGCUGGAGACACUGAGAUUGUCUCAUUGUCUGAUCACACAGAAGGGCUGUUCUUUCUUGUCCUCUGCCCUCAAAUCAAACCCCUCUUACCUCAAACAACUGGAUCUGAGCUACAAUUACCCAGGAGACUCAGGUGUCAGAGAGCUCACAGACAGACUGAAAGAUCCCAGCUGUAAACUAGAGACUUUCAGGUAUGACUAUGGAGGAGAAUUCAGGAUUAAACCAGGAAUAAAAUAUGCCUGUGAGCUCACACUGGACCCAAACACAGCACACAGACUUCUCUCUCUCUCUGAGGGGAACAGAAAGGUGACGCGUGUGAGUGAGGAGCAGCCGUAUCCUGACCACCCAGAGAGAUUUGACUCCAUCAUUCAUGUGCUGUGUAGAGAGGGUCUGACUGGACGCUGCUACUGGGAGGCUGAGUGCAGUUUUGAUGAGAUUUUUAUAGCAGUGGCCUAUAAGAGCACCCCGAGGACAGAUGAGAGUGGGCAGAUGAGCUUGCUUGGAUGGAACGCCAAGUCCUGGAGUCUGAGGAUCGAUUGUACCAGGUACUCUGCCUGGCACAAUAGUAGGGAGAUUGUCAUACCUACCCCCUCCUCCCUCUCCAACAGAGUAGGAGUGUACCUGGACUGGCCAGCAGGCACUCUGUCCUUCUACAGCGUCUCCUCUAACACACUCACCCACCUGCACACGUUCCACUCCACAUUCACUGAGCCCCUCUAUCCUGGGUUUUUUGUUUGGAAUCACUCCUCAGUGUCCCUGUGCCAGAUCACAUGACCUCCUAAUCCUGCAGCAGAGGAGAGCCACACACUCCUGUUUACAACUCCUGUUUACACACUCCUGUAUGUGUUCUCUCUACUUGUGUGUGCGUAUGUGGUGUGUUUGUGUGUGUGUGUAUAUUUCAGUUCAAGAUUAUCUCUCAUUCUGUUGUCCCUCCUCUCUGUAUUAGCUGUUUCCUCUGUCUAUGUGCGUGUGUGUGCAUCUCUGUGCGUGUUUGCAUCUGUGUGUUUGUGUGUGUGUGUGUGUGAGAGAGAGAGUGUGUGUGUGUGUGUGUGUGUGUGUUGGCUGGGAGUAUUAAGAGUUUAGUUUGUUGCUGCAGAGACAUUUCC
Messenger RNA from Sardina pilchardus (European sardine), 3104 nucleotides. Its product is annotated as NLR family CARD domain-containing protein 3-like. Gene Ontology annotation, molecular function: protein binding. Bases 28 to 2772 code for a protein of 914 amino acids. Lineage: Eukaryota; Metazoa; Chordata; Actinopteri; Clupeiformes; Clupeidae. Gene Ontology annotation, biological process: intracellular signal transduction. The transcript has 6 exons. The record is from RefSeq and is a predicted model, not a curated record.